AUGUUCCACAGAUUGGCUUUCAUUUCCACUUUUCUCGCUUUGCUUUCGGUUUUCGCUAAAGCUGAUGACUCUGUAAGAUACUUCACCUCUAAUGGAGUUGUCUACAGCUACGCUAUCAUCACCAGCACAAUCAAGCCUGCAACAACAUACGUGGAGACAUUGUAUUACACAACAACUGAGGUGGUGCCCAUAACGUUGGCCGAUAAUAGCGUUAGUUCUUCCACCAAACAAGUCACUGAAGCAUCCACUGUGCAAUACACGAGUAGCGCUCAAGCCGCCGAGACGGCGGCCCAAAGUUCUGGAGGGAGUUUGAGCACUUCAUCCUCUACUAGCAUCACACCAGUGUCCUCUGAUACUUUCGUCUCAAGUUCUUCAACAAGUGCCACAGCAUCAUCCAACACAAUUUUGAGCCCACAGGGGAGCUCAUCCGGUCCUUCGCAACAGUCCAUCUCCCAAACCUCGUCGUCCAUUUCAUACUCUGGAUCUACCCCCACAGUUCCUGCCAGUUCUACCAUCACCUCAACUGCCUCGCCAGGUUCUAUUUCAAGUGUCGUCUCCACUGCUUCAUCUGGAUCUUCAACGUGGUCAAGUCCAUUCAGCCUGGUUACUGAAGCCACAUCGACUUACACCUCACAAAACGAAGACGGAUCUUGCACAGUGUACUUUGAUGAAGAGGACUAUGAAUACACUACAAUCUUCAUAACGGAUGAGAGUCAAUCGGUCGAUGCAUACACCACUUUCACUAGCACGAGGACUGUUUAUGAGACAAUUUCGGUUUAG
This is a messenger RNA of Lachancea mirantina, 780 nucleotides long. The record is from the annotation of a GenBank genome assembly. NCBI's taxonomy places the organism in Eukaryota, Fungi, Ascomycota, Saccharomycetes, Saccharomycetales, Saccharomycetaceae.